Cetraspora pellucida is the source of this 274-nucleotide messenger RNA. NCBI's taxonomy places the organism in Eukaryota, Fungi, Glomeromycota, Glomeromycetes, Diversisporales, Gigasporaceae. The record is from the annotation of a GenBank genome assembly.
AUCGUCUUCGCAAAGAAACACUUGAUAUAUUCCCUGAUCGUGAUUAUCAUCCAACUUUAGAUCAAAUUGAACAAUUGAAAUUUUUAGAUUGUACCGUUAAGGAAAUUUUAAGAUUCAUGCCGCCUGUGCCUGUACUCGCUCGUGUUAAUACAAAAGAUGAAAUGUUUAAUGGUUACUUUAUUCCAAAGAACACACCAUUGAUUAUCUCAGUCUACGCAAUCCAUCAUGAUCCCUUAAUUUGGGGCGAUGAUGCUGAAUAUUUUAACCCAUCUCG